Molecule: messenger RNA, 4215 nt
Organism: Mercenaria mercenaria
Lineage: Eukaryota; Metazoa; Mollusca; Bivalvia; Venerida; Veneridae
Product: innexin unc-9-like
Exons: 6
Coding region: 149-1348 (399 amino acids)
Source: RefSeq, a predicted model, not a curated record
AGUUAUGGAAAUUAUCGUUUUGUAGAUUUUAUAGGGGAGCUAUGGCCUUUAAAACUGAUAACGGUGACAGAUAGUACACCUUAAGGACUGAUAAGAAUGAAAUUGAUAAAAUUAUUAUGAAUUUGAGGCUACAAAACAAAAAGUAGACAUGGUGCUUAAACAUAUCGGCCCGUUUUCCUCGCUACACGCGAAAUUCAAAGAAUCAUGCCGUACGGACGAUUGGUCGGACAGGAUGAACCACCUGUACACAGCAUGCCUCCUGCUAUGUUUUGCCAUUCUUGUCAGUACGGCUCAAUUUGUAGGUGAAAACCGGAUCAAAUGCUGGGUGCCGGCAGAACUUAAAGACUUCCAUGAGAAGUACACCAAUGAUUACUGUUGGAUAAGUAAUACAUACUACAUCCCAAUGUUGGAGAGCAUCCCGACGGAUAUUCCGAAACGCCAGGAAGCGGAGAUAACAUAUUACCAAUGGGUGCCAUUGAUUCUUGCCUUUCAAGCAUUUCUGUUUCAUUUCCCGAAUUUCAUUUGGAACGUACUCAAUUUGAAUUCUGGACUCAACCUUGGAAAAAUCCGAGCUUUAGCUGACCAAACACAGUGUGGAGACCCAAAAGAGCGAGAAAAGGUCGUUGAAAAUAUAUCCAAACUUUUACAACGUUGGAUUGAAAUUCAACGACAGUAUAAACACAAUUUCGUGGCACGCGCCAAGGCGAGGUUUUCUCACGUGUUUUGUUUCUACUGCAAUAAAAGAGAAGGCAAUUUUCUGACGGGACUUUAUUUAUGCACCAAAGUGCUGUAUAUUGCCAAUGUUAUUGGUCAGUUCUUCAUGUUGAAUUCCUUCUUGAGUACAGAUUUUGGAAUGUAUGGAUUCGAGUACAUUAGAAUGAUGCGGGAUGGUGUUCCAAUGAGAGAAAGCCCAAGGUUCCCAAGAAUCACCCUCUGUGAUAUGGACAUUCGUCAGCUACAAAACAUACAAAGAUGGACAGUCCAGUGCGUAUUACCUAUCAAUCUUUUCAACGAGAAGAUCUUCAUUUUCCUCUGGUUUUGGUUCUUCAUCCUUGCCAUUUUCACCGGACUGAGUUUCAUUAGGUGGGUAUAUUUGAUAGUGAUAAAGAAAAAUAACUACCAGUACGUGAAGAAAUACUUGACACUGACGAAAAAGAUGAACAGUGAGUCUGAUAAACAACUCUGCAGGCGGUUUGCUGAAGAUUAUCUCAGAAAUGAUGGAUGCUUUGUGGCUAGAACAAUCGGAAAGAAUUCAACAGAAAUGGUUGUAAUGGAUGUGUUGGAGUACAUGUGGAGGGAUUACAAACAGAAAGACGAACGGAAACACCCGGAAAACUCGUUCACAUGAUAAAACAUACACAUUGAACAAAAUACAUAUGCAUAAUGAAUGAAUAUCUGAUAAAAUGAUUAUAACUUUUGUGUGUGAUAAAAUACCUUUAUGUUUUCUUUUGUUUUCUUUUACUGUAGCGAAUGUUGUAAAUUAAUUUGUUAUUAUAAUCUGUGUUCAUAGUCGCUUUUCAUGUUGCAUCAUUUUUAGUUCACCUGUCACGUAGUGACAAUGUGAGCUUUUGUGAUCGCAGUUCGUCCGCGUCCGUCGUCUGUUGUCCGUCGUCCGUUGUCGUCGUCCAUAAUUUCCUUUAAACACGAUAGAGACCACCGUUUGCAAUCGAUUUUUAUCAAACUUGCACACAACUUGUAUUGGCAUAAUAUUUUGGUUCCUUUCGAAGACUGGCCAGACCGCGUCAUGGGUUCCAGAGUUAUGGCCCUUUAAAGGGCAAAAAUUUGCUAUUUUGGCUUUUUGCAGCCAUAUAGAGAUUUCAUAUAUGGUUUGACUUGAUACAAACUUGCAAAAUAUCUUUAACCACUAUAGAUCUUGGAUUGCAUGAUGAAUCUGUCAGAUCCAGUCAUAGGUCCUGGAGUUACGGCCUCUGACUGACACCUGAAAGAGCCAAAAUUUGUUAAUUUUUACCUUGUAAACACAAUAGUCGUGACAUUUCAUGUUUGAUUUAAACCACACUUACACACAAUAAGAGCUCGGUUCAAUUCGAAAUCCGGCUAGAUUCCAGCAUGGAUUCUAGAGUUACUACCCCUCAAAGGGGUAAAAGUUUGAACACAUCUGCGGAUGUCUCUAAAUUGUUUUUUGUACUUCUAACAUGUGUAAAUGUUGAAUUCUGCUCAACCCGGGGCUAGAGGGCUUGGACGGUAGCAUGCAUUUCCACUACCGUCCAUGAACAGGCUCAAUCGAUCCGAGCCUGCAACAUUUUCGUUUUUGUUGUGUUGAGCGACCUGUGGAGUUUCCACUUUUUCUAUUCUAAUUUGGCCCUUUCAGCCAUGUAGAGGUUUCAUUUAUGCUUUGAACUGAAACAAACUUGCAUAGAAUGUUUAUCUUGAGGAUCUCUAGGCCAAGUUUGAAACUGGAUUGUGUUGGAUCAAAAACUAGAUCACCAGGUCAAAUUAAAGGAAAAGCUUGUUAAGAGCCUAGUGGCCACAUUUAUUACCCUAUCUUCAUUAAUCUUGGCCAGAAUAUUUAUCUUGAUGAUUCCGAUGAAAAAUUUAAAACUGGGUAAUAUCGGGUCAAAAAAUAUGUCACACGGUCAAAUUAAAUGAGGUCACAUUAAUGAUCCUAUCGUCAUGAAACUUGGUCAGAAUUUUGAUGAUUUCUAGGUCAAGUUCGAAACUAGGUCAUGUUGGGUUAAAAACUAGGCCAUUCUCUCAAAUCAAAGGAAAAGCUUGUUAACACUAGUAGUUUUACGUAGACUUAUUUGUUUUUUGAAGCAAGGGCAAAGAAAUUUGGAGUACAAGUAUAAUGUUUGAUUUCAAUACUCAUCUUGAAUAGUCUAAAUCGUGACCUACUGACCUAUUUUUUCGUUUUUGAAGUUGCAGCAUAUAAAUGUUGACCACGUUUAUAACUUUUGAUACAGAUUUCAGUACUCACCUUAAAUAUCAAAACCUGACCCAUUGACCUACUUUCUUGUUUUUUGAAGCUAUAGCAAAGCGACUUUGACCACCUGUAUAAUGUCUGACACAGAUUUCAAUAUUCAUCUUGAAAAGUCUUAAUCGUGACCUACUUACCUACUUUCUUCUUUUUUAAGUUGCAGCAAAAUUUUGGACAACAUGUGUAAUGUUUGAUACAGAGUUCAGUACUUAUUUUGAAUAGCCUUAAUCGUGACCUACUAACUGACCUGCUUUCUUGUUUUUGAAGUUUCAGCAUAGAGAUUUGGACCACCUGUAUAAUUUUGAUACAGACGUCAGUACUCAUCUUGAAUAGUCUUAAUCUGACCUACUGCCUUACUUGCCUGCUUUUGAAGGUACAGCAUAGAAAUUUUGACCACGUGAUAACGUUUGACACAGAUUUCAAUACUCUUAUUUAAUAUUCUUAACCCUGACCCACAGACCUACUUUCUUGUUUUUGAAGCUACUGCAAAGAGAUUUGGACCACUUGUAUAAUUUUUGACAGAUCUCAGUUGUUAUCUUGAAUAUUUUUUAACAUUACCUACUCGCCUAGUUUUUUUUUAUUUUUGAAUUUAUUCAAGCAAGCAACUAAACAUAGGUGAGUGGUAUAGGGCCAACAUGACCCUCUUGGUAUAUCCACCCUUUAAGCGGCAAAAUUAAACAAUGGAGAGAAAAAACUUUUCAGAAUUGAUGCAAGAUCUCUUAUUUUUAAUUUAGACGCAUAAUUUUAUGUAAAGUAACCUCAAAUACAUUUUUGUCUUCCGAUGGUAGGGAAAAAAACAGACCUAGUUUGAUGAUUUUUUAAGAUGUGUUUUGCCUGAGAUUUCAAAUAUGCCAAUAGAUAUCGGAGAAGCUUCAUUUAGCUUGUUAGCACGACAAAUGCGAACCAUACGUAUUUUAACGUAAGGCUGAUCAUCUAUAUUAUCCUCUUUGGUUAUUUGUCUUGUUUUUUAAGGUAUGGCCCACCGAGUUAUGACAAACCAAAUUUUCAUAUUAGAAUUGUGUGAAUAUCCGUUAUUUGAUUGUUUUACAAAAGAAAACAAUUUGUGAUUAUGUCAGAGAUAUUUUCAAAGCAAAACUAAACAACAGUGUAUUGAUCAGAUAGAUUGAUUCUGAAAUGUUAUAUAUUUAUAACUGUUUGAUGAUUAACAGUUCAUACGCAGGAAAAAAGACACGGUGAACCCAUCUUGCAGCUAAUGCAAACGUACUCGUAUCACUGUAUAUAUACUAUUGUUGAGCUGAAAUAAAAUUUUGAUGAAAGCA